Molecule: messenger RNA, 1143 nt
Organism: Cornus florida
Lineage: Eukaryota; Viridiplantae; Streptophyta; Magnoliopsida; Cornales; Cornaceae
Product: abscisic acid receptor PYL3-like
Exons: 3
Coding region: 211-759 (182 amino acids)
Biological process (GO): abscisic acid-activated signaling pathway
Cellular component (GO): nucleus; cytoplasm
Molecular function (GO): abscisic acid binding; protein phosphatase inhibitor activity; signaling receptor activity
Source: RefSeq, a predicted model, not a curated record
UUGCAUAUCUCUAUCAGAAGUAGAUAGAUAGAUCUUUUGUGAGAGAUUGAUAUGCCAAGGCUGAACCACAGAGAAAAUUAUAAGUGAAAUAAAACUAAUAAAUAAACUCUCUUUGCCUUGAAAGAGUGGUUUCGAAGAGUAGUUACUAGCUCUGGUUGUUGUGUGUGAUUUUAAUCGAUUUGGAGAGGUUUUGAUGGUUGCGGAGAAAUAAUGGAGACUCAGUACAUAAGUAGACACCACAAGCACGAUCCUAAGGAAAACCAGUGCACUUCGGUCAUCUUCUUACACAUCAAAGCCCCUAUUCAUCUGGUUUGGUCACUGGUGAGGAGAUUUGAUCAGCCACAGAAUUACAAGCCCUUUGUCAGCAGGUGCUUUAUGCAGGGUGACCUUAACAUUGGAAGUGUCAGAGAGGUGAAUGUCAGGUCAGGGCUUCCGGCCACAACAAGCACAGAGAUGUUGGAACUACUUGAUGAUGAGGAGCAUAUCCUUGGCAUCAGGAUCGUCGGUGGUGAUCACAGGCUUAAGAACUACUCUUCAGUUAUCACUGUCCAUCCAGAGAUAAUUGAUGGGAGACCAGGGACGUUAGUGAUCGAGUCAUUUGUGGUUGAUGUGCCUGAUGGGAACACUAAAGAUGAGACUUGUUUCUUUGUCAAGGCCCUGAUCAACUGCAACCUCAAAGCUUUGUCUGAAGUCUCUGAGAGGAUGGCCAUGCAGGAUCGUGCUGAACCCCUUCAACGGAGAGUUGGUGAGUUAGGGUGAUAACUGUUGUUAUACUGUUCAAGGUUUCAGUUGGUUGGGGCAGAUCUUCAAUCGCCAGAAGUUCUGCAUCUCUCUUGCCUUAUAAGUGAUACUGGGGUUUUCCUUCUGUUUGUAGGCCACGGAUUGUAUGAAAGAAAGAAUUAGGUUCUCUUCUAUUGUUGUAUUCCUGGGUUUUGAGCAGUUUAGUAUAUGUUAUCUGCUUUGUUUGCUUGUUUGUAAUAUGCAUGUAAAAAAUAUAAUGUUGGGUCUCUAUUGACUGGAUUUUGACAUUGUAGGAUUUAGUUUGAGCCCUUUCGAUAGCUGUGUUGAUUUUAUGUGAGUCUUGUAUAUACUAUGUAUGCAACUCGUCCUAGUCUUUAUAGCAGAUAACUGUUAUUGCUUUCA